Rotaria sordida is the source of this 3750-nucleotide messenger RNA. Lineage: Eukaryota; Metazoa; Rotifera; Eurotatoria; Philodinida; Philodinidae. The record is from the annotation of a GenBank genome assembly.
AUGUCGCGAGCUAUACAACGACUUAUGAAAGAUUAUCGUAAAGCAGAACAGUUAGUGGGACGUUCAUCUAAUGAACCAUUUGCUGAUUUUGGUAAUACUUCUUCGUUUACAACACAAACAUAUGCACAACAAAUGGCGCAAUUAAGGCGAGAUCCAGAAUUAUCACAAGAUGAAAAAAAAUAUCUUGUUGCUGUUGAACGUGGAGAUAUGGCAACAACUCGAAGAUAUCUUGAUAUGGCGUCAAAGACAUCAUCAACAUUAGUUAAUACUGACAUGUCAAUUACACCAAUCAACAUUAAUUGUUUAGACCCGUUAGGUCGUAGUGCACUGUUAAUAGCAAUUGAAUAUGAAAAUAUUGAAAUGAUUGAAUUAUUACUUAAUUAUAAUGUUGAUACAGGUGAAGCAUUACUUCAUGCUAUAGAUGAAGAAUUUGUUGAAGCUGUAGAACUUCUUCUUCAAUAUGAAGAUCUUAAACAACAACAGCAACAACAACUAAAGAAUAGCAUUGAUGAAGAUAACAAUAAAUGUCUUAAUAAUAAAACGAAUGAAUUAUUCACAUUGGCCCAAGUCGCAUUAGACAAAGAAAAAACCGAACAGCAACAACAAUCACACGAUAUUUCAACUAAAUUUAAAACGGCUUGGUCUUACUUUCGUUCAUCAAAACCCGAUGUAUCAUCAAAACAUGGUGAUGGUGAUGAAAUUAUUACUACUACUACUACUACUCCGACUUAUGAGAAUCCAAAAUCUAAAUGGUCAUUUAUCUUACAGGCAGUACGAAAAAAAGACCAAUCGGUAACUGAACAACUUAAUCUAAGUACAUCUCGUUCUUAUACACCAGAUAUAACACCUGUUAUAUUGGCUGCACAUCGAGAUAAUUAUGAAAUUGUUAAAAUUCUACUUGAAAGAGGUGAAAAAGUAACUGAACCUCAUGAUGUUCGUUGUAAUUGUGCAAAUUGUAAUGUAUAUAAUAAAGAAGAUAGUUUAAGACAUUCACGAUCACGUAUAAAUGCCUAUAAAGCAUUAUCAUCACCAUGUUAUAUAUCAUUAUCAAGUCGUGAUCCAAUAAUGACAGCAUUUGAUUUAAAUCGUGAAUUAAAACGUUUAUCACGUAUUGAAAAUGAAUUUAAACAAGAAUAUGAACAAUUAGCACAACAAUGUCAAGAGUAUAGUGCUGCUUUAUUAGCUGAAACACGUUCAUCAAAAGAAUUAGAAAUUAUAUUAAAUUAUGAUUCAGAAAAUCCACCGGUGGUUUCUGAAACAAAAGAAAAAAUGACAUUAGCAAGAUUAAAAUUAGCUAUACGUUAUAAACAAAAGAAAUUUGUUUCACAUUCACAUUGUCAACAAUUACUUGCUUCUCUGUGGUAUGAAGGUCUACCUGGCUUUCGACGUCGUCAUUCGGUGAUUAAACUUUUAAUAACAGCUAUUGUUGGUUUACUUUGUCCGAUAUUAUCUAUUGCUUAUUUAAUAAUGCCAAGAAGUAGUAUUGGUCGAAUAAUGCGACAACCAUUUAUUAAAUUUAUAUGUCAUUCAGUUUCAUAUAUUUUCUUUCUUAUUUUACUUUUUGUUGUUUCAUUACGAAUUGAUUUUGGAAAAUUAUUAUCAGGUAUUGAACAAGAAGCUAAUGAGAGACGUGGUCCACCACCAAAUCCAGUUGAAUUAGCUAUUAUGAUUUAUGUUGCUGGAUUUAUUUGGGCUGAAAUAAAACAAUUGUAUCAAGAAGGACUGCAUCAAUAUAUGGCGGAUACUUGGAAUUUACUAGAUUGGAUAACUAAUUGUCUUUAUGUUGCAACAAUAGUUCUUCGUAUUAUGGCAUAUAUUAAAGUAAAUCGAGAAGAACGUGAUUUACAUGAUAAAUUAGUUGAUCAUGUUGCACCUGCAUCAUCAGGUGUUCAUCAUUCUCCUCAUCCUAAUUUAACAUCGGAUACAGGUGAUAUAUCAACAGGUCAUAAUGUUCGACGACGAGAUUGGAAUGCAUGGGAUCCAACAUUAAUAUCUGAAGGAAUAUUUGCUGCAGCUAAUAUAUUUAGUUCACUUAAACUUGUUUAUAUAUUUACAAUAAAUCCACAUUUAGGACCAUUACAAAUAUCAUUAGGACGUAUGGUACAUGAUAUAUUAAAAUUUAGUGUACUUAUUAUACUUGUGGCAUUUGCAUUUGCAUGUGGUCUUAAUCAAUUAUUUUGGUAUUAUGCACGAAUGAAAAAAAAUGAAUGUGAACAUGAUUCAGGUCUUGAUGAAUAUUGUGCAAAAGAUAUACAUAAACAUUUUUCAAAUCUUUUUGAAUCUUUACAAACACUUUUUUGGGGUACAUUUGGUUUAGUUGAUUUACAAACAUUUCAAAUCUAUAAAAAACAUACAUUUACUAUGUUUAUUGGUUUAACUAUGUAUGGUGUUUAUUCAUCAAUAAUGAUUAUUGUUCUUCUUAAUAUGCUUAUUGCUAUGAUGAGCAGUUCAUAUCAAUAUAUAGCUAAUUCAACAGAUACUGAAUGGAAAUUUGCAAGAGCUAAACUUUGGACAAGUUAUUUUGAAGAUGGUGGAACUUUACCACCACCAUUUAAUAUAAUUCCAAGUCCAAAAUCAAUUUUUUAUUUUUGUCGAUAUACAUAUCGUCGAGUAUUUAGUUGUUCAAAAAAACAAUUAAGAAAUCGAUGGCAAAGUAUUAAAAAAAUUCUUCUUAAAAUCAAUGAACGUGAAAUAAAAUAUCAAACUGUCAUACGUGAAUUAGUUAAACGAUAUAUAAUGAAACGACAACAAAAAGAUCAAACUGAAGGUGUAACAGAAGAUGAUUUAAAUGAAAUAAAACAAGAUGUAUCAGCAUUUCGUUUUGAACUAUUAGAAAUUUUAAGUAUUAAUGGAUUUAAAGUUCAAUCAUUAAAGAAAAAUCCAGAUACAGGCAAAUUUGAACCAGUUGAGGAAUCCAAAAGAUCUGCACGUGUUGGUCGAAAACGAGGCAAAAUGAAUUUAGAAAAAACUAUUAAUAAAAGUAUGUUUAAUAUGUCAUCAGCUAUACGUAAUGCAAAUCCAUUAGCACCAACUGAUCCUAUUAAAACUGAUCCUUAUGAACAUCAUGAUUCAUUAUCAACACCAAUUUCAUCAAUACUUUCAAAUCCAAAACAAAAAUUAGCAACACAAUUUAAACGUGCUCUUACAAUAAUUACACAACGAAAUGAUCAAUUAAUUGAUUCACCAAUGGCUUCAUCACCACCAUCAGUACCACAACAAACAAUAAGUACUGACAAACUUUUCGAUUUAACACCUUUAAAUGAAGAAUCAAUACAAACAAAAGAUAAACUUAAUAAUUUAAGUCAUAUAUCAACAAUAACAUCAAAAUCACAAUCAUUUACAUAUAAUAAACCUCAACAACAUAUAUGUUCAUCAGCAAAUGAAAUUUUAACACGUAGUAAUAAUAAUAAUAAUUCAAAUAGUCCAUCAUCAGCUACUAUAAUUUCAAUGGAUUCACCUAUAAUACGAUCAAAUCAUCCAAAUAGUAGUAAUUCAUCAUCACGUUUAGUUAAACAAAGUUUACAACAAAUACAUGCAUCAAUUUUACAAACAAUGCAUCAACAACCAUCAUUAUCACCACCUACAACAUCAUCAUCAACAACAUUAAGUCCAACAUUAACAUCAUCAUCAACAAUGGGUACAGGAUAUUAUCAUUUAUUACGCGAAGCUCGUGCACCAAUGGCAUCACCUGAUCCUCUUUCACUGACAUCUGAAGAAGGUUCAAAUGCGCCUGAUAUAGAAAUCUUAUAA